UAAUCCGUAUAUUUUAUGGACAAACUGUGUCUUCAUGCCUGUUACUUAGUACACUGCUGGGUUGAAACCCAAAAAUGUUGUCAGUUAGGUCCAAUUGUAGGAGCUGAAGCCAUGAUUAGCAGACUCUCUUUCUCCAGUGAUUUUGUAUGCCUUAAAUUAGGGAGGGAGGAACGUUAGUUUUUGAAAUCGGUAUGUUUCAAACUUUGAGAUCUGUAUGCUUCCUCACCAUUCACUUCACAGCUUGCUAGAUCCAUCUUUGCCUAUUGAAAAGUGGCAUCUUUCAUAUUUCACUUCCUUGCUAGCAACAACUGUCUCUGCUAAUUGCCAAUUGGCAGCCACUGAUCAGAACCCCUCCUUCAUCAAGCCCUCCUUUUCCCCUUCAUCCAAGAUUCCAAAGCUCCAUUCUAGAGGUGCGAUUCCUUUCUCCCCUUAUUAUUUUCAGGAUCUAUCUCUCCACCACGGUUUCCACAUCUGUUGCUCCAUCCCAAAACCUGAUGCUGCCAACGAUGACACUACAAGAACCCCUGAAACCUUUAUUUCCCAAUUCCUGCCCAAUGAACCUAGAAAAGGCUCUGAUGUCCUUGUGGAAGCUCUCAAACGCCAAGGUUUCACUACUUUCUUUGUACCUGGUGGCUUCUCUGUGGAAACCCACCAAGCUCUCAAUUGCUCCUCCAUGAUCAGUAUCAUCCUUCCUCUCCAUGAACAACGUGGUAGCUUUGCUGCUGAGGGCUAUGCACUAGCCUCUUGCCAUCUUGGCGCAUGCAUAACAACUUCUGGUCCUGGUGCUACCAGUCUGGUCAGUGGGUUGGCCAGUGCUAUGCUUGAUAGUAUCGCCCUUAUUGCCAUUACCGGCCAGGUCCCACAACAAAUGAUGGGUCUUAAUUCAUUUCAAGAAACCCCAACUGUUGAUAUCACUAAGCCUAUCACUAAGCGUAAUUACCUUGUUCUUCAAGCAGAGGACAUUCCCAGAAUCAUACAUGAAGCCUUUUGUCUCACUACCUCAGGUCAACCAGGUUCUGUUUUGAUUGAUAUUCCAAAAGACAUUCAACAAAAGUUAGCAGUUCCAGACUGGAAUGGCUCCAUUGCAUUACGUGGAUGUCUGUUGAGAUUGCCCUAAUCUCCUGAUCAUACCUGUUUGGAAGAGAUUGUUAGGUUGAUAAUCAAAUAAAAGAAACCAGUAUUGUAUGUGGGUGGUGGGUGUUUGAAUUCAAGGGAUGAGUUGAGACAUCUUUUGGAGCCAACUGGGAUUCCAGUAGCAAGUACAUUGAUGGGCCUUGGGGCAUACCCAUGUACUGAUGAGUUAUCACUUCAAAUGCUUGGAAUGCGUGGAACUGUUUAUGCCAAUUAUGCUGUGGAUGAAUCUGAUUUGUUUCUUGCUCUUGGAGUUGGGUUUGAUGACCGUGUGACAGGCAAGCUUGAAACUUUUGCUAGGCAUGCUAAAAUUGUUCACAUUGAUAUAGAUUCGUCAGAGAUCGGGAAGAAUAAGCAACCCCACGUGUCAGUUUGCGCAGAUUUGAAGGCGGCGCUAAUAAACAAAGUAUCGGAAGAUAAAAAGGCAAAGCUUAAACUUGAUUUCUCAGCUUGGACAGAGGAGUUAAAGCAGCAAAAAAUGAAGUACCCAUUGAGAUUCAAGACUUCCGGAGAAGCCAUUCCUCAGUAUGCAAUUCAGGUUCUCCAUGACUAGACCCAAGGGAAGGCCAUUGUAACUACUGGUGUUGGGCAGCACCAGAUGUGGGGAACUCAAUGGUACAAGUAUAGAAGGCCUUGGCAGUGGCUGACGUCAAGCUGUUUAGGGGCAAUGGGCUUUGGACUCCCUGCUGCCAUUGGAGCCGCUGUUGCCAGACCUGAAGCUUUAGUCAUCGACAGUGAUGGAAGUUUCAUGAUGAAUGUUCAGGGGCUGGCAACAGUCCAGGUGGAGAACCUUCCUGUUAAGAUGAUGAUACUGAACGAUCAGUAUCUGGGUAUGGUUGCUCAGUGGGAGGAUCUUUUCUAUGAGGCUAAUAGGGCUUACAGAAACCUGGGAAACCCAGUAAAAAGGUCUGAAAUUUUCCCGACUAUGUUGAAGUUUGCUGAAGCUUGUGACAUCCAUGCAGCCCGGGUUUAGAAGAAGAGUGAUCUUAGGACAGCAAUUCAGAAGAUGUUAUACACACCCUGGAUGCAAUUGUGCCUUAUCAAGAUUCAAGACCAUGUCCUGCCCGUGGUUCGGAGCAAUGGGGGGUUUAUGGAUGUGAUAACCGAGUAAUGGGAGAUCUGCUUAUUGAUUUUAGCAGCCUAAAGGGCAUUGUAUGCAUGUUGUUUGCAAUUCUUAGGCGUCAUAAAGGUGUUAUCGUAUGUGAUAUUUAGGUGUAAUCUUGUUGAAACAGGAAGCUGAAGCAGCUGAACAAAUAAAAAUUGGAAGAGAAAAUAAUUCCUAUAUAUGACAGGGAGAAUAUUUUCCUU
This is a messenger RNA of Vitis riparia (riverbank grape), 2439 nucleotides long. Its product is annotated as acetolactate synthase 3, chloroplastic. Gene Ontology annotation, cellular component: acetolactate synthase complex. Gene Ontology annotation, molecular function: thiamine pyrophosphate binding; acetolactate synthase activity; flavin adenine dinucleotide binding. Lineage: Eukaryota; Viridiplantae; Streptophyta; Magnoliopsida; Vitales; Vitaceae. The record is from RefSeq and is a predicted model, not a curated record. Gene Ontology annotation, biological process: L-valine biosynthetic process.